GAAGUCGCAUUUCACGACGCACAUUUGAUAGAUAGUCCAGACGAGCUACCACAUUCAUCACCUCGAGGACGUGGUGCCCCUCAUCUCCACCGAUGGGCAGUCAUCAUUCACACGAAUCUGAACCUGACUGGGCUGCGAUCGAGCAGGCCAAAAGGGAACGCCAGGCAGCAGAGGAGCGACAGAGGCAAGCUGAAGAGGCUGCACGUCAUGCGAGGGAAGCAGCUGAACGUGCCGCCCGCGAGGCAGAGGAACGGCGACAAAGGGAACGUGAAGCCCAACUUGCCGCUGAGCGAGCUGCUCAGGCUGCCCGAGAGGAAGCUGAGCGGAUGCGUCGAUGGAGAGAAGAAGCCGAGCGAGCCGAGCGCAAAGCUCGCGAGGAGGCGGAGGCUCGUGCUCGCGAAGAGCGAGCGCGUGCUGAGAGGAUUGCGCGAGAAAUGGAGGAAGAACGUCAAAGAUUGCAGGCUGCUGCAGAGGCUAAGAGGCUUGCUGCUAUCGCAGCUCGGGAGGAAGAGGCUAGACGUCAGAGGGCCAUAGAGGAAGAAGCCCAACGUGCCAGGAAGGCUCAAGAAGAAGCUGAACAACAAGCCCGGGAGGCUGCUGAAGCCGCGAGAAAGGCUCAGGCGGAGCGAGAAGAAGUGGAAAGACAGUUGAAAAAAGGCAUUCAGCCUGUGGUUAUGCCUAGCGUGGAGGAGAUACGGCUCGCCAAGGCCAAGGUGCAGUACGAGGAGUGCAUUUUUCACUUCGCAGUUGCUGGCAUCGCUGGUAGCGGGAAGUCCUCUCUGAUCAACGCCCUCUGUGGCAUGAGUAACCGCGAUUCCAAUGCAGCCCCCACCGGCGUCAACGAGACCACUUUGGAUAUUGCAAGAUACAUCGACAGUGCACACAGCAAGCAAUUUGCUUGGUACGACGUUCCCGGUUCUGGCACGUUAACGAUCCCCGAUUGGCAGUAUUUCAACUUUCAAGGCCUCUAUGUCUUUGAUUGCAUCCUCGUGCUCUUCAACAACCGCUUCACGAUGACCGACCAGGCGAUACUCGCCAACUGUCGCCGUUUUAAUAUCCCCACCUUCAUUAUCCGUUCUAAGUCUGACCAACAUAUCCUCAACCUCAUGAAGGACAUGGGCUAUGACCCUGACGAGGAGGACACAGAUAGUCGAGCGCAAUUUUAUAAGGUUGCCCGUGAAAAGUAUAUAUCCGAGACACGCCAAAGCGUCAAGAACAACUUGGCUGAGGCAAACCUCCCCGACCAACGAGUAUACAUUGUGUCUAACAAGACUCUUUCUGGGGUUGUCAAGGAUAAGGGGCCGAAGAGAAUCAUCGACGAAGUCGAGCUGCUCACCGACUUAUACAACGAGGCUUACCGCAGUGGCAAGUUCACCUGAACCUGCCACGAGUUUUUUUAUCGUCUGCUAUGUAAAGUAUCUGACACCAUAGUCUCGUGCUUUUGCUGUUCCAAGUCCAUUAUACGUUCGGAUUGGGACUCCGUCUGACGUUUCUAUUGUAUCUGUUUUCCAACUUUGUAAUCCCUGACACCUGUAGAUUGCGGCACAUAGACCAAAUGCUCAUUUGUCGCCUUGGGUUC
Molecule: messenger RNA, 1579 nt
Organism: Pisolithus orientalis
Lineage: Eukaryota; Fungi; Basidiomycota; Agaricomycetes; Boletales; Pisolithaceae
Product: P-loop containing nucleoside triphosphate hydrolase protein
Exons: 3
Coding region: 93-1379 (428 amino acids)
Cellular component (GO): membrane
Molecular function (GO): GTP binding
Source: RefSeq, a predicted model, not a curated record